UUAUUAUUAUAAUUAUUAUCAUUAUCGUCUAAUUACUAACUUUAGUAAUGGUCACGUGAAACAACUCGCUUGCACUACACGUUAGAUAGUCGAUAAGUUUAAAACUUAUACUAUUUCACUGUCUCUUACCUAUUGUCGAUCUAUUUCCCGGAAUGCGUUUAUUCAUAUACUUCGACCAACACCCGUUGUAAAUUUUUUGGAAGGAAACUAUCUGAAUAUGUUCUUUGUUAACGCAGUCACGAGUGAUCAUGUUUUCUCAAUGAAGUUAUUCAAUGCACGAUCUGUUUUAUUAUGCUAUGAGUCAAGAAGGUCAUUAUUGCAAAAAAGAAAGCAACACUAAACCUUACCGAUCACUUAGUUUUGCUGAUAAUAGAUUGGAUAAACUAUUCAUUCAAAUUCCUAGUCGAAGAUCUGAGUCAGCAGUUUGUGUUAACGACCGCUCCAAUUCUGCUUCACCUACUAGAAAACAGCCACACCCAUAUGCAAUGCAUGCAAUGAGUUCGAUUAAUGGACAACGGCCACGACUGCCGCAGUGGCCACCACCUGAUCCGCCUCCGCUGACUCCAGUUAUUAUGGGCUUUAGUCGUUAUUUCUUUGGUGCAACACUUGGAGUAAAUAACACAUCACCAGUAUGGACACUUCGUCCAUGGGGACGUGGUAAUCGCCUAUCACGUCCUGUAAAUCAGAUUAUUCGUGUUAACAUUGGCAUACCAGAACUUACUGAUGAUGCUCUUUUCAAUCCAACAGCAGAGGAAUCAGCCCGUAUGGUUUGGGUCGAUGCAAGUGAUGCUGUAGAGGAGAUCACAACUGGAGAAAUCGAAGUUAUGCCUACACCUCAAUUAGCAUCAUUGACUGAAGUUGAGGAUAGUCAGUUUGACGGCAGCGUAAGCUGUACUUCAGCCUUGCAAACACCCAGUACCCUUCCUAGUCAUUCUGGAAGUUACCAGACGACUGUUCAGAGUUUGUCUGAAGGAUCAUCUCACAGCUGUAUUUCAACCUCCCAUCAAUCACUGACAUAUCAAGCAACUGUAAAUGAUUCCGUCAAUGAGGAAGUGAUGUAUGGAUUAGAAGAAGAAGAUAGCACUGAGUUUGUCUUAGUAAUGGAUUCUAAUUUGGAUUCUCACAUCACAUUACAUAUGAGUGAUGAAAUGCUUCUUGUAGGACAGUUGAUUUUAAACAAUUCUGAUAGUGAAACUGAAAUGACAUAAGAUUAUCCAAAAAUUUUCAGGAUAAUAAAUCAAUUUUUAUAGAUUUAAUUUUGUUUUUCUCCCAUUAUCAUCCCAUUUAAGUUCAUUUUAUCUUUGUUUAACUUAACUACUGAUUGAUUGUUAUUUGUGAUCAGCAUGAUAAAUGAACCAAGUGGUUACAGCUCCUAGCUUCAUUAAAUCAGAUGGUGCAUUACACGUGGAGGGAUGCAGUGAAAAUCUUGUACGUUUAACUGUUUUAUCCUUGGAAGGAGAUAAACUGUUUGAUGGUUUGUUGAGCGCAGAACGACAUUUUAUUAUCGGCGAAUUUUCAAAAUGUACAGAGUGAUUGGAUAAAUUUAUAGAGGGGUAAAACGUUUUACUGACCGACUCAGACAUUAAACUUUUG
Messenger RNA from Trichobilharzia regenti, 1593 nucleotides. The record is from the annotation of a GenBank genome assembly. NCBI's taxonomy places the organism in Eukaryota, Metazoa, Platyhelminthes, Trematoda, Strigeidida, Schistosomatidae.